UGACCCGGCUGGGCCAAUGACGGUUGGGGGUUACGAGCGUGCAGGCGGAGGUCACUUUGAGGCCUCGCUGGGAGUUGGGAGAAGUUUUCUUUUUUUUAAACAGAGACGGUUUUGUUUAGAUUAAAUACAAUACAAACAAUACUUUACAAUCAAUUACCACGACAGUCGACUGCGAUGUCUGCGCGCGGCGACGGCGAGGCGGCGGAUGAUCCCAGGCAAAGCGCGCACGGAGGCGAGCAGGCUUUUCAAGCAAAUAUAGGAUAUAUUCCAACAGAAGAAGAAAGGAAAGUCUUGAAGGAAUGUAAAAAGGACAGCAUUUACCGUGCGGUCCCAUUGUCGUUGGCAGCCAUGGCUGGGACUCACUACCUGGUCUCCAUUGGGCGGCUGUCACCCUCCCCUCGUUUUGGCAGCAUCCCCAAAGUAUUUUUUGCUGGAAUGUUUGGCUACUUCAUUGGGCGCAUCUCUUACAUUGGUGUGUGCCGUGACCGCAUCUUGCGUCUGGAAAACUCCCCUCUGGCCAACGCCAUGAGGAAAGGGGGUAAACUGGGACCUGCCAUGUUCCAGGAAAAGUCCAGUGGGUGCGACACUCACUCGAUCAAACUUAAAGCAGCACCUCAUACGAGUGUGGGCUCAGAGUCUUCUGUGUCCGAGGAUGUGGACAUACCUGUGCUGGACGCGUACGUCCCUUAUGACGCAGGUGACGUCAUCCCUGCUCACAUCAUGGCUGGCAAUGAAGAGGUUGUAAUUGCUGACCAAAAGGUGACCGAAGCCUUCCCGCAACUCAAUUCUCUUGACAGUGAUCAGCAAACGCGUGCCUACCUGUCUUAUGAUCAGCUGAGGAGCCAGAACCGUGAUAACUUCGAGCAGUCACGGAGGCAGAACAUGCCGCCCACAACCAGGCCACCCCCUCGUCAACCUGACACCAGCGCAGUGAAGAAGAAUCAGUAUGGAGAUGAAUGGGAGGAAUGAUGGAUGGGAUUAAGUGACAAUUCAUCAGAUUGCAGGGCGUGAACCAUUGCAUGGCUGGAAUAUAUACAUCGCACACAUGAAUACGACCACACAUAUACACAACUACACGUACAUACACACACGUAGUAACACAUACAUUUUUAUGCUGUAUAUAUGCAAACACUUGUUAGGCAGUGCCAUACAGUAUAUCCACGUAAGUGAAUACAGCACCCCUAUGUGUACUAUUGCUUUUACAUAUGACAUGUGCAUGCAUACACCCACACAUGCGCACAUGUACAUGCACUUAAUCAUAUAAUUGCACCUCUAUAGUAUAUGCGAGGCGGUACAAAAAGUUCUGAGUCGAGUACAGAAGAAAAUAUCAGAGACCAUUUAUGUUACAGCUACCUUUGGGUAUAUUCAGACAGCUAGGGGACCAUAUUCUAGAUUGCUUUGUUUCUGUGCUUGGAUGCUGACAGUCAAAAAUCAAGAAUCGUACUGUCAUAAAAAUAUUGACGCUGAAGAAUACUAAUUGUGUAAAUAAGAGUGCGUGAGCGUAGAGCAAAUGUGUUUUAUGACAGUACAAACUUAUCUUGAAAGUGUAUGGGGACAAUGCAUCAUUAUGUGCAGAAGUUUGGUGCUGGGUUACAGAAUGUAUUUAUGGCAGUGAGAUUCUUGAAGAUAACUCCAGGUCAGGGUGGCCUGUGACUGCAGUGACUUAUUAAAAUAUCCAGUCAGUGCAAGAUGUGGUUUGAAAAACAACUGUGUUAGUGUUGUACUUUUAGCUGGCAGCUGAGGCACGAGUGUGGGAUCGGGAGAAACAUUGCAUGAUCAUAUGGGGAAUGAACAAGAUGUGGGUCCUCAAUGCUAACAUUGAGGAAAAUGCAAUUCUCAUCACAUUGAGGCACUUCCACAUCCUGACUUUCCUUCUGAUCAAGUAACCAGUGACUCGCAUGUUUGUCAAAUGGAACGAGGCUGUUUGGAAAGUGUUUAUGAUGUGAGGGAUCUGUGGAUGAACCUGAAAGGGCUAGAAGAAAAGUUAUUUCUGGAGGGAAUCGCGAACAUCUGAAAUGAUGUUUAAUGUUUUUUUGUGUACUGUGUACUAUAUAUAUUAGGCUUAACUGUACCAUUAAGCACUUCAUAUACAAGCAACCACAUUCACACACUCAUGCGCAACACAUACAAUAUAAGCAUCAAAACAUGGAAUAUAUUUGUUGACCAGAGAAAUGAUGUGAAUUGUGUUUAAUAGACAUGGAAAUAAACACUUUUAACAGUA
This is a messenger RNA of Lethenteron reissneri (Far Eastern brook lamprey), 2221 nucleotides long. RefSeq names its product OCIA domain-containing protein 1-like. Lineage: Eukaryota; Metazoa; Chordata; Hyperoartia; Petromyzontiformes; Petromyzontidae. The record is from RefSeq and is a predicted model, not a curated record. Gene Ontology annotation, cellular component: endosome.